Messenger RNA from Sander lucioperca (pikeperch), 3218 nucleotides. Its product is annotated as calcium homeostasis modulator protein 2. The transcript is spliced from 3 exons. NCBI's taxonomy places the organism in Eukaryota, Metazoa, Chordata, Actinopteri, Perciformes, Percidae. Gene Ontology annotation, molecular function: monoatomic cation channel activity. The coding region runs from base 1816 to 2775 and encodes 319 amino acids. The record is from RefSeq and is a predicted model, not a curated record.
UAUUUUAUGGGAAGCAUUGGCACAUCACCAUCAGUUAUGGUGACAAUUUUCAUGUCUCUAACUCAGCCAACAGUAACUUGAGAAAAGGCAUAAUUUAUCAUAUAAUGCUAAAUAGGCCACGUCCACAUGCACCAAUCAAUAUGACACUUUAGACCCUGGUUAUUACUCGCCCCCAGACUAUGUGUACCAAUUUUGGGGAAAUUCCAUCCACCAGGUUUUGCGGUACUUGUGGUGUUUUUGGUGCCCCCUAUGGUUAAACCCUAAAUCAUUGCCUAGGCAUGAACAUAUGUUACAAUUUUUAUGAUUGCACAAACCGUUACUGCGUUAUGGCCAAUUUCCUACUAAGCAAAUUUCUUUAAUUGAUGGCGGCCAUGUUUUUCUUUUACCACUCUUGCUCUUUUAUAGUAGAAAUGUGUAUCUCAGUCCUGCAAGGCUGCAAACCAAUUUCGGUGUUGAUAAAAUCAAAAUUGUUCUAUUAAUUUUACAGUUUUUCACAUUAUGCAAAUUAACAAACAAUCCAUCAUGUUGGACCUUUAAGGUCCGGAGGCUUUUUUGUAGAGCACAUUUAGCUGCAUUCGUGUGAGGAAUUUCAAGUCAAUCUGAUUUAUGAAAAAUUGCGUUUUUAACCCUUGAAUAUGCCGUGUGGCCAAUUGGGUUUGUAUUUUUUGGGAACCUUAUGCACAUCAUUUCCAGGCAUUCGGCCAAGUUUCUUGUUUCUAGCUCAUUCCAGCUCAUGGCAAUUUGCGCCACGGCGGAAGACAACAAAUAAUAAUUAAUCUGAGCAAAAACAAUAGGGUUCUACCCCUUCGGGGUUUGAACCCUAAUGACUUAACAGAAGUAAGCGUGACAGGGCCUAUAUGUGUUUUAUGACUUUCAAGGGACUACUAGGACCUGCAAGGUCAGGUUUAUGUGACCGACAGCGGUAGCCAAGUUUCUAUUACUAACUAUUGCCAACAACCUGCAUGUUUACUGAACUUUUACUACCUGCUGACCACUGUUGGCUGUGAGAGUGAGUUUUACUUUGUUAUCUUCGAAACCACAGUGGCUUGGUUUUCAUUUGAAAAAUAUAACAACAUAGUGGGAAUAAAGUAUUGUCUUUUCACUGCAAUGACAUUGAGCUGUGCCCUUUUCCUUUGGAUGAAACACAGAAUUUAAGGAGAAGGAAGUGUAGUACAGAAGAUGGAAAGUAACUUCCCUUAUUAUUACCGUCUAAUAGUACAUGUAAGUUGGCAAGGCUAUAAGGAAAAUCUGCUUAUUGAUGCUUUUGGCUGUCCUUGGCUGUUUUUAAAGAAAAUUCAAAAACUGUUUUUGGAAGUUUGAAUGAAACUAUUCUGUUUAGUUUCAACUGAGAGCUAUGUUCCUGAUGUGUGUUUCAUCCAGUCUCUGAGUUCCUGGGCUGUCCUGCAUUUUUUUGUCAUAUUGCUCUGUGAUCAGCAGCACAUGUUUUCACUUGCAGACCACAUUUUUUUCCACUGGGGAGGAAACCGGAGGGCAGUUCCUGACUGUGACUGCUCACUGGUGCCCAGACUGCUAACACAGACUCAAAGUUGUACGCAAAAAGAGGUACUUCUCUUUCCAGUCUUGAAUAAAGUAGAUUUUAUGUUUUGGACUGGAUUUUUCCUGAGAUGUUAUUGCACUGGAUGAUGUAAUUGGAUUACAAAGGCUGACUCACAAGCCCCGCCUCAGGACACUGCCAGAGCGUGAGUUUGCAUGACUGCAUUCCAUUGUUACCGUUUUAAAUCAAGCGCCUGACAUUGCUAAAACCAAAUUCACAGCUCUUCAGUGUUAUUCUCAGUGAAGACUCGACAUCCCAACAUGGCUGCACUCAUCACAGAGAACUUUAAGUUUGUGUCACUCUUCUUCAAGAGCAAAGAUGUGAUGAUCUUUAAUGGUCUGAUCGCUCUGGGAACUGUGGCCAGCCAGACUGCAUACAAUGUUUUUGCUUUUGAAUGCCCAUGUUCCUCUGGGAGGAACUACCGCUAUGGCCUGGCUGCCAUUGGUGUUCCAGCGCUGGUAUUUUUCCUCGUAGGAAUAAUGAUGAACAGGAGCACCUGGGACCUGGUGUCCGAGUGUCGGCUCAGAAAGUGCUGGAAAUUGUCGGGAGCCGCAGCCUUUGCAGUGCUGGGAACAAUCACCGGUCGAGGUGUGGUGGCUCCACUAACCUGGUCAGUUAUCUCUUUGCUGCAGGGCCAGGCCUACACGUGUGCCCUCAGUGAGUUUGUUGACCCCAGUACACUGGAGGGCUUUCCCUCAGAUCAGGGGCCAGAGGUAAUGGCGAAAUUCCCGUGUCGAGAAAGCGUUCCAACAGAGCUGCGAGACUUCUGGGAUGAAAUUAACCGAAGACUGAAAUAUGAAUCUCAGCUGAUAGGCUGGCUGCUGGUGGCAGGAAUGUGUCUGACGGUGUUCCUGAUGCUGUGUAUGAAGCGCUGCUCAUCUCCACUUGGCUACCUGCAGGAGGACUAUUGGUCCCAGUACCGCUCUAACGAAAAUGCCCUCUUCCAACACACGGCAGCUGUCCAUGCCCGCCUCCUGGCUGCAGAGAAUGUUAAGAGCUUCUUUGGCUUUGUGGCAGGCACUGAGGAAGAUAAAGAGCAACUGGCUGAGCACCACAAUGCUAGUCCUAUCUGCAGCACUAACUGGAACAGAGUGACUGGUGUCUACCUCUACAGGGAGAAGCAUGGACUGCCUCUGUACAGCAGGCUCAAUAAAUGGUCCACAUACAGCCUGGAGAAUGACGUGGAGGCCAUGGAGAAAGAGAUGGACAUGCUCAGCUGACAGUAUUCUUCUGGAAGAUGAUCCAAUGACUGCAACCAUAAUGCUUCAGUUCAGUGUGCUUCAAACAGAGUGCUUGUUCAAUCAUCAAAUAGUCGGCAAUACAACCCCCUCCCUCCACUCCUUUACUAUUUCAGAACCUUCUCUUUUACAAUUUUAGUAAAAAUCUUACAAUCACGAACACUAUUUCCGUCUUCAGACUCAUACUACUUACUCAUACUUCAUAAGACCCAGUUUGAAGCAUACUGAACCCUUUAUUUAUCAAUACAAAAGCAGCAAAAGAAAGGUCAAGCAGCACAGAACUAGAGUCUAGUGGAAGAGCAAAUAAAGGACAACAGGUUGUAAUUGAUGUGUUAGCAGGAGCUUACCAUCAGUAGUUAAAGGUGCACUAAGCGACAUGACGCAUUUUUUUAGGCUACAACAUUUUUUGUCACAUACAGCAAACA